Molecule: messenger RNA, 576 nt
Organism: Rhizophagus irregularis DAOM 181602=DAOM 197198
Lineage: Eukaryota; Fungi; Glomeromycota; Glomeromycetes; Glomerales; Glomeraceae
Source: RefSeq, a predicted model, not a curated record
AUGGGCUUUUUUAAAAAGAAGAAUUUGCCUACAUUUCCAGUUCCUCCUGCACCUUACCAUACACUACCUGUUAAUCAGGUAUCCAUACAUACAAAAACUGACAUUGAUGAUGGUCUUACGCCGCAAGAAGCUGCGCAAAGGCUUGAAUUAUAUGGUUUUAACGAAUUAUCAGGUCAAGGCAACGUUAGCGUUUUUGCUGUUUUAUACAGACAAAUUGUAAAUGCUCUAACGUUGGUCUUGGUUAUUGCAAUGGUCAUUUCAUUUGUAUUUAAGGAUUAUGUAGAAGGAGCUGUCAUCGCUUUUGUUGCUGUAACAAACACGCUAAUUGGAUUCACUCAAGAAUAUAGGGCCGAGAAAACUAUGGAAUCUUUGCGCAGAAUGGCUUCUCCAACUACAAGAGUAAUUAGGGGCGAUUCAUUGAUCUCCGUUCCAACUAGAGACAUUGUAAUUGGUGAUAUUAUUUUAUUUGAAGAGGGUGAUGUUAUCGGUGCCGAUGCUCGUCUUUUUGAAGUAUUUAAUUUGGAAGUGGAUGAAGCACUAUUAACUGGAGAAUCCAUUCCAGUUGCUAAAUCGUAA